UUUGUCCACUUCGGCGUCUGAGACAAAACAAGAAAGAGAUACAAAAUUGAGCAGAAAAUCCAAGGUUCAUUCGCCUCUCCGACUAUCGGUUCCCUCGUUGUUUUGAUAGCAAGCAAGAUUUCAUCUUUUCUGCAAAUUUAAGCUAUUGGGUUUUCAAUAUUAUCAAAUAGCGCCUUAAAGUGAAUUUGAAUUGAUUUCAUAUGUUUUCUGUGGCAGACUCUAUGUUGUUGUUGUUUUUGAGAACGAAGAGAAAUCAUAGUAAAUAGCAUUCUAGGGCAUUCAAAAUUUGAACUUUGUUCGUCUGAACCCAUAGCUCAUACUGUGUAAGUGGUGAUUAGUAAAUGGCAACUUGGAUUUAUGUGAAAACCCAAAGAAAUGGGUACUUGAGUUUAUGUGAUCCAAUGUUUCAUUUUCAUCUUGUGCGAAGGUUUUCUCUCUGGUCAAUGAAGAAAGAUCCAGAUCUUGAAGCUGCAUUACAUAGAAAUCGUAGAUGGGUAGUUAAUAAUCAGAUUAAGAACAUUAUUAUGAGAUGUCCUGACCAGGUUGCAUCAGUAAAGUAUCUGCAGAAGAAGUUCAAGACUCUUGAUCUUCAAGGCAAAGCUUUAAAUUGGCUUAAAAAGUACCCUUGUUGCUUUGAAGUCUACCUUGAGAAUGAUGAGUAUUAUUGUGGGAUGACUAAAAGAAUGAUAUUUUUGACUCAAGAGGAAGAGUCUGUAAAGGAUAUGCAAGAACCGUUAUACGCAGACCGAUUAGCUAAGUUGUUGAUGAUGACCCGUGAUCAAAGGUUGAAUGUUAUGAAACUUAAUGAACUGAGGAGAAAUUUUGGAUUUCCUGAUGAUUAUUUGCUCAGAAUUGUACCCAAGUACCCUCAAAUAUUUAGAGUUGUUAACCACACUGGGAGACGGAGUUCGAUGGAGAUAGAGCUCACAGCCUGGAAUCCUGAUUUAGCUAUUUCUGCAAUCGAAACAACGGCUAAAAAGGAUGGUCGAGAGCCAUGCUUUCCGUGCUCGUUGCCUCCAACUUGGGUCAAAUCAUUGGAAAGGUUUGAAGAUUUUAAUUCUACUUUAUAUGUUUCACCUUAUUCAGGAUUUGAUGGUUUAGUGGAGGGUUCAAAGGAAAUGGACAAGAGAACAGUGGGGUUGGUGCAUGAAUUGUUGUCAUUGACCUUGUGGAAAAAAGCAUCAAUUUUCAAAUUGGGCCAUUUUAGAAGAGAAUUAUGUCUACCAGAGAAAUUAAAUGUUUUUCUGCUCAAACAUCCUGGAAUAUUCUAUGUUUCUAACAGAUACCAGAUCUAUACAGUUCUCCUGAGGGAAGCAUAUAAUGGGACUGAACUGAUCGAAAAGGAUCCUCUUCUUGUUGUCAAGGAGAAGUUUGGUGAAUUGAUGCAGGAGGGACUCCAUGAAUAUAAUCGCAGACAUUAUCUAUUAAAUUUAGAAAAGAAGAGGAACAGAGGCAUGAUAAUGCAAAAGCCAGAGAAAAGGAGGAACCAAAGCGACGAAACAUCAGAACAAGAUAAGGAGGGAGGAGAUCUAGGUGGCAUAUUUGAUCCAGAAGAGAGAAAGCGGUUUUACAAAGUUCUGUUUGAUGACAAUGCUCCAUAAGGAACGGAAAAUGUAAACAUAUCCAUAUUAACAUCAGUUUAUUUCUCUGAUCUUCUUGUGCCUCUCCCAGUUGCCCUACCAAGAAAAGCUUAGAAGAUGAGUUAAAGAAUCAGUUAGGAUCAGCUCCUUUCUUUCUCUCCUUAUAUAUUUGUUUUCAGUUAUGAUCAGAUUGUUCAAAGACUAAGAGUUUGGCUGUGGCUUCAUUCACUAAUUAUAGCUUUAACAUCGUGAAGACAGAGUUUUCCUUUAGUGGGAAGAGAGGGAAGACUACAUACUAUGCUCCCAUUUGUAGGCGGGGUGACUCCAAGAUAUCUGAAGGAUGAUGGAAUUAUACUUGUGUGUGCCAUAUCUAUUUUUCCUCUGCUUUCUAGGACCUAUUUGCAUCUCCUGUCUUACUUUGCACUCUCUAUUGGUUGGGAAAGGGGGAAAUAAACUAAUUUCACUGUGCCAAAUUGUUUUGAUACUUGUCAAGAAACCAUCCUUUCAGUCCCAAAUUCAAGUUUUCCUCAACUCCUGUUUCAAUUUAAACACAAGUCAAGAACCCCACUUCAAUUUUUCUGAAACCUACCACUAGGGACUCCCAAUAAGUUCAUGUGUUGUUUAAGAAUCUCUCUGCGGUUGAAAGAGCACUUAUGUGGCAUUGCUGGUGCAUUCACAUAUGGGUGUCUCCACCCACUUGACACUAUCAAAACUAAGCCGCAAACUAAGGGGUGUCUGAGAUUUACAGUGGAACAAUUGAUGUCAUUGUCAAAACUUUUCAAAGCAAAGGGUUUCUUGGAUUUCACAGUGGUGUUUCUGCUGUAAUUGUUGGGUCCACUUCUUCCUCUGCUGUGUAUUUUGGGACUUGUCCAAAUUUCCUCUAUACUCUUCUGUGCUCAUUCCACCCAAAGCUGGUGCAAAGGGAGUAUAGUGUCAUCUGCUAUAAUGGUGCUGAAGGAAUUGAUUACCCAUAGGAUUCAGUCUGGGGCUAAAGGGAGGUCUUGGCAGGUAUUGAUGAGAAUUUUGGAUAAAGAUGGAAUCUUGAGAUUGUAUGCUGGAUAUAGUGCUACAUUGUUGAGGAAUUUCUCUGCUGGGGCCUUGAGUUAUUCAUUGUUUGAUUACUUGAAGGCGAAAGACAAAAAGGGAGCGUGUGGAGCCAUUUCAGAGUGUUUGUUGUGGGGCACUGGCUGGUGCAAUAUCAGCUUCAUUAGCAAUGCUUUUAGAUGUGGUGAAGACUUGGUUGAUGACUCAAUUUGAUUCUGAACCUGCCAAUAAGGUUGACGUUUCUAUGGUUACUGGCAUCUUGGCUACUGUUAGACAGAUACUGAAAGGAGAAAGGUGAACUGGUUUUUCAAUGGGAAUGGGUCCUACAGCAUUUCAUAGUGCUUGUUUUUCAGCUCUGGGGUACUUUGCAUUGAAACAGCUAGGUGUACAAUUCUGGAUCAGUAUCUGAAGCAUAAGGAGCUAGAGACUUUGGUUCCCGCAGAAGCGCAGAUGCAUCCCAGGUCAAUUUGAGUGUACGAGUGUGGUUCUUAAAUUCAGUUAUUAAACUUUUGAUGCAUUGGUAGUAGCAGCAAGCCCUGUUCGAGAUUUCUCCUCAUCAAUCCUCACCCUGCAAGAUAAUUUAUUUUAUCUUGGCGCUGUUGCCAUUACAGACUCUCCACGACUCGUACUUACAUCACAUUGGAAUUGCAGAAAAUGCAUGCUGCUUUCUUUGCAAUGCCAACAAUAAGACGAUUAGCCAAGUUCUAAUCGAUUGGACAAAAGUCAUGGCUCGAUCUUGCAAUGUCCUAGCUACUACCAUCUAAUGGUACUAACGCUAGCUUGGGGGGGAGUUGCAGGUUUUAAUAAACUUUCUUGGUAAAAUUUGAUAUGAAGUCACAGGAUUCAUAGUAAAUAAAUAGCAAAAAGCAUUAACAGUUAAACUUUUGAACCUUUAAGCAUUUUUAGAUUGUAAACUUUCUUUCAGAUUACUAGUUAAUAUUAUUAA
Solanum tuberosum (potato) is the source of this 3570-nucleotide messenger RNA. Its product is annotated as protein ROOT PRIMORDIUM DEFECTIVE 1. The record is from RefSeq and is a predicted model, not a curated record. NCBI's taxonomy places the organism in Eukaryota, Viridiplantae, Streptophyta, Magnoliopsida, Solanales, Solanaceae. The transcript has 4 exons. Gene Ontology annotation, molecular function: RNA binding. The coding region runs from base 342 to 1601 and encodes 419 amino acids.